UUCGGUUUUGAUCCUUCCGCGUCGCUGGCACGCUGCUACAUCCUCACACAAAUGUAAAGGUUUGGUUGUCACGCAGAAAAUGAGCUGUACAGAGGAUAAAAUUCUCAAUAUGGAACUGGCCAAGCUGGAAUGUCACUUCACCUGGAAAAUGAGAAAAAGAGACACAAACAUCACUGAUCAUUUAACAAGACUGGAGCAGAAUUGUGAUUUAAAUCUGGGGGAGGAGGCUGGGAUCGCACGUACACACAACUCUUUGGCAUACGUCAAGUAUCUCUUGGGUUCUUAUGAAGAAGCCCUAACAAAUUUACAGAAGUCUGAGGAGCUCACUAAAGAUUGUUAUGGGGACAACUGCGACGAGAGACUCAUUGUUACUUAUGGAAAUUUCGCUUGGUUACACUUUCACAUGAAGCAGUAUGCUGAAUGCAAAAGUUACCUGGACAAACUGAAGGAGAUUAUAGAAAAUAAUCCACCCGUCUCUACCUUUGAUGUUCAUCAUGUGGUUGGUGAGAAGGCAUGGGCCUUGUUUAAAUUUUCACGUAAAUACUAUGACAGAGCUAUAGAGUGUUUCAGAAAGGCGUUAGAGCUAGAGCCAGAAGAAGGUGAGUGGAAUGCUGGUUAUGCCAUUGUACUAUAUAGAACUGAAAAAAAGUGCGCUAGUCCAGAGGAUUCAUCUGCAAUUCAACAUCUCAGACGGGCGAUAGAAAUAAACCCAGAUAAUGAUGAAUUAAAGCUUCUUUUAGCUCUGAAACUUGCUGAGUUUAAGCUGUUUGAUGAAGCAGAGGAUCUGGUGGAAAGGGCUCUUGAUAAGUCUCCAGAUAGCCCUAAUGUGAUUCGAUAUGUGGGGAAAUACCUAAGAAACUAUGGACAUGUAGACUGGUCUAUUAGCCUGUUGAAAAGAGCAUUGGAUGUUACUCCAGAUUCAGCAUUUAUACACCAUCAGUUAGCUCUGUGCUACAAACAGAAAAAAGAACAAUUAAAGGAUCAAAUUGAAAGUCAGAGAUUUCGUCAUUUGAGCAUCUCCCAUUUUGAAAAGUCCGUCACUCUCAAGAGUGGCUUUAUUGUUGCAAUGGUACAGCUGGCAGCUCUCUACGGUGAGGACGGACAAAUCAAUCGUGCUGAUGAAGUGUUUCAGACAGCUUUGUUUACAGCAAAAGACAAAUCUUCAAUUCAAGCACUUUACUUGUAUUUUGGCGAGUUCCUGCAGUACAGAAAAAGAUGUCAGCAGUUGGCUAUCAGAUAUUACAAAGACUGUUUAAAAAUGGCACCUGAUACAAAAGAUGGGAAGAAAAGUGCUAAGAAUCUGAGAAAGAUCUCUAACAAGUGUUUAUCUAAAAAUAGACAUGACACAAGGGCUUUAGGGAUAUUAGAGUUCAUUGAGCAGGUAACAGGUGGGAAUCAAUCCACUGCAGAGGAUUGUGAGCAUGUUCUGGAAUCUACAUGUAAUGAGAAAUAGUACAAACUGUAUAUUGGAGUUAUAUAUUGAUGUUGCAUUGUUUUUGUGCACUGAGCUUUCAUGUGGCUGAGGGCAAGUGAAGCUCACAGUAUGCAAUGGUUUCAUCAUUUUCGUUAAACUUUUACAGAUGAAAGUCACACCAACAUUGAUAAUAUAUAUCAUAUUUAUGUCAAGCUCAAAAUAUAAUAUGUGUAAUCACAUGAGAUGAAUAAAUGUGUAAUGUUUGCUAUUGACUGUUGUAAAUAAAUGUAUUAUGAAUAAAAAUAU
Molecule: messenger RNA, 1720 nt
Organism: Triplophysa rosa
Lineage: Eukaryota; Metazoa; Chordata; Actinopteri; Cypriniformes; Nemacheilidae
Product: interferon-induced protein with tetratricopeptide repeats 1B-like
Exons: 2
Coding region: 80-1453 (457 amino acids)
Biological process (GO): defense response to virus
Cellular component (GO): cytosol
Molecular function (GO): protein binding
Source: RefSeq, a predicted model, not a curated record